Messenger RNA from Drosophila navojoa, 917 nucleotides. RefSeq lists its product as uncharacterized. The record is from RefSeq and is a predicted model, not a curated record. Gene Ontology annotation, molecular function: RNA binding. Lineage: Eukaryota; Metazoa; Arthropoda; Insecta; Diptera; Drosophilidae. Gene Ontology annotation, cellular component: nucleolus. Gene Ontology annotation, biological process: RNA processing.
CUAAUUUUAUUUGUGACAGUAAUUUUAAUAAUGGCGUCGUUAUUUGUUGUGGACACUUCUGGCGACCAGCAAUUAUUCAGUGGAGAUGGUCUACAGCAUUCCGCUGCAGUAUAUAAUGAGAUCUCCAAGGGUCGGGAACUGGCUGUUGAUCAGGAGUCUAGCGAAGAGGAAGAUGAGCAAGAUGAUGAAAUGGAACUAUUUGGCGUUAAGUUAAGGUGUAAAGAUGUUAGCAAAGUUCUUGCUACCGCACAGGAAACUAACAAACAACUGCCUUCCAAAGUGGCCCUUCAACUUGAUGAGGUUGCUGAGAUGGUGAACGAAGCGGCACAAAAUGCAGCCACGCACAAGUUACAAAUGCGUCAGAGGAUCACAGAAAUUGACAGCGAGACCAGCGAGGAUAUACAAGUGCGAAAAAUAAAUCUUGAAAAAGAUAUGCAAAAUACGAAGCAAUUAACCGGCAUCGAAGCGCAGAAGGCAUUACCCACAGUGUCCAGGCGUAAGCAGCCCAUACUAAAUAGAGCGGAACGUGCUAAGACGAAGGGUAGCGGCUGGUUUGAUUUACCGGCAACAGAAGUUACUGAUGAGAUGCGGAAUGAGCUGAAGAUAAUACAAAUGCGUUCGGUGCUGGAUCCUAAGCACUUCUACAAAAAGAAUGAUCUGAAGGUGCUGCCGAAAUACUUCCAGAUUGGCACAGUUCAGCACUCGCCUCUGGAUCACUUUGAAGAGAAACAUAUCCGCAAGACCAAAAAGUCACUGGUGGACGAGCUGUUGGCAGAUGAAGCCUUCCAAAGUUUUAACAAACGAAAGUAUAAGGAGGUGAUAAUGCGAACAGAUAAAUACGCUCAUCGCAAGGCCAUGAAGAAAAUGAAGAAGUUGAAGAAAAAUAAAUAAGCAAAACUUGUAAAUUGUAUUUUAAA